AUGCCCCGAGAUGCAGAGCCUUCCCUCAGCGAGAAGACCUUUCUCACCAAAGCACUAGAGGAAGGCUUGCGCCUGGACAAUCGCAAGUUUGAGCAGUUCCGGUCCUUGGAGCUCACCUUUGGGGAUGAAUUUGGCGUAGCAGAUGUCAAGUGCGGAAAGACGAGAAUUGUCGCCAAAGUCUCUGCAGAAGUAACCGUACCCUUCACAGACCGUCCCUUUGACGGCAUUUUCACAAUCUCCUCAGAACUCAGCCCCAUGGUCGCUCCCUCAUUCGAAGUAAACCGUCCCACAGAACAAGAAGUUCUCCUCUCAAGAAUUCUCGAAAAGACCAUCCGCCGGUCAGGCGCUCUUGACACCGAGUCCCUCUGUCUCAUCGCCGGACAAAAGUGCUGGUCCGUCCGCGCUGAUGUUCAUGUCCUGUCCCACGACGGAAACCUCCUCGACGUGGCGUGUUUCGCCGUUGUCGCCGCACUUCGUCACUUUCGAAAACCAGAGACCACCAUGGAUGGCGAGACGCUGACCAUUUACACACCGGCGGAGCGGGAACCCGUGGCGUUGAGUUGGCUACAUUCGCCGUUUUGCGUAACGUUUAGCUUCUUCGGGGAAGAAGGGGACACGGUGUUGAUGGACACAACGUGGCUGGAGGAGCAGUUGAGGGUGAGCAAUUGUACGUUUAGUUUGAACAAGCACGGGGAGAUAUGCCAGGUGUCAAAGCUGGGAGGGGCGGAUGUUGAUGCGCCGAUUUUUGUGAGGUGCGCGCAGUUGGCGCUGGAGAGGGUCAAGAUAUUUACGGACUUGGUGGAUAGGCGGUUGGUGGAGGAUGGUAAGAGUAGAGAUAAGGGCGGGUUGAUGGUGGAGUUGAAGGCUGAUAAUGACAGAUGA
Molecule: messenger RNA, 882 nt
Organism: Pochonia chlamydosporia 170
Lineage: Eukaryota; Fungi; Ascomycota; Sordariomycetes; Hypocreales; Clavicipitaceae
Product: 3' exoribonuclease
Exons: 2
Coding region: 1-882 (293 amino acids)
Biological process (GO): U4 snRNA 3'-end processing; U5 snRNA 3'-end processing; nuclear mRNA surveillance
Cellular component (GO): nuclear exosome (RNase complex); cytoplasmic exosome (RNase complex)
Source: RefSeq, a predicted model, not a curated record